Alnus glutinosa is the source of this 1485-nucleotide messenger RNA. RefSeq names its product protein JINGUBANG-like. The record is from RefSeq and is a predicted model, not a curated record. Gene Ontology annotation, molecular function: protein binding. Lineage: Eukaryota; Viridiplantae; Streptophyta; Magnoliopsida; Fagales; Betulaceae. The transcript has 2 exons. The coding region runs from base 65 to 1294 and encodes 409 amino acids.
CUUUCUUCGCCCCAUAUUCUCUCCUCUCUCUCUCUCUCUCUCUCUCACUCUCUAAUAUGGGAUUAUGGCAGGCCCAGAAUACUGUAACUCAAAGAACGAGUCUCAGACUGAGUCCAACCACCAUCCAUCCGAGUUAAAAUCCCUUCUUUCCCUACCAAGCCUCCAGUCGGUUCCUUCACUCACCUCACAAUUAUCCCACCAACAACAACUCUAUCUUUCCAACACCCACCACCACUGCCUCACCACUAUCAAAGGCCACACCUCCUACAUAUCCUCUCUUGCCCUCGCCGGAGAAUUCCUCUACACCGGCUCUUCCGACAGAGAAAUCCGCUCCUGGAAGCGCAACCCUUUACAGGACUCUGAAUCCGACGAUCAUGAAACUCCAACAAACAACCUCGUAACCGCCGGGAAGGGUGCAGUGAAGUCCCUCGUGGUUCAAGCUGACAAGGUCUUCAGCGCUCAUCAAGACAGUAAAAUUCGUGUAUGGAAAGUCAACUAUCACGAGCCUGAUCAUCGAAAGUACACGCGCUUAGCCACGCUCCCAACACUUGGCGACCGCGCCUUGAAGCUCCUGACGCCAAACAACCAGGUUCAGAUUCGACGGCACAAAAAACGCACGUGGGUCCAUCACGUUGACGCUGUGUCCGCAAUUGCUUUGUCGGACGACGAGUCGCUCCUCUACUCCGUUUCAUGGGAUCGGACGCUCAAAAUCUGGCGAACGAAGGAUUUCAAAUGCUUGGAAUCCCUCACAAACGCGCAUGACGAUGCAAUAAACGCACUGGCAUUAUCUGACGACGGCCAUGUUUACACCGGUUCAGCCGACAAGAAAAUCAAGGUGUGGAAGCAAAACAUAGAAGAUCGGAACAAGCAUUUUUUAGUUGCCACGCUGGUGAAACACAACUCCGGGAUUAAUGCAUUGGCUCUGAGCAGUGAUGGGGCUGUGCUCUACUCUGGUGCAUGUGACAGAUCUAUAUUGGUAUGGGAGAAGGGUGGCGACGGCAGCAUGGAGGUUGUGGGGAAGCUUAGAGGCCACGGCAACUCCAUAUUGUGCUUGGCUGUUGUGUCUGAUUUGGUUUGCAGUGGUUCGGCAGAUAGAACUGUUAGGGUUUGGAGAGGAUUCGACAGAAAUUACACUUGUCUGGCAGUUUUGGAAGGACACAGAGGCCCAGUCAAGUGCUUAACUGCAGCAAUUGAUGGUUGCAACAGUACUACAUCCGAUGAAGCUUACCUUGUUUACAGCGGUGGUUUGGACUGUGACAUUAAGGUUUGGCAGGUUUUGGUUCCUAUUCUUUAGAUGACAAAUCCUCCUUUUAGCCGUUAUGUACAGAAUGCGAGGAUAUAUAUAUAUACUGUAACUGUGUGCUUUCUUUCAAUUCCCAGCUUUUUUAUUUUUAUUUUAUUUUCAGUCUCUUUUGGAUUGUAUUUAGAUCCUACUGUACAAGUACUGUUUGAAGGUCGCCCACGAGGAUGAGGGGUUGUUUUUCA